CAGUGAGAUAACGUGAUGCAAGGGAAUGGCUUAGAGGUUAAGUCGCAAUAAAAGGAAAAGAGCAGCAGGGACCUUAGCCCGAGCGGUGUUAGCCUGUCAGACGAAGUACCUUUCGGGCGACGCUUCUGGCACCUCCUGGGGGAUUCCCUUGCCAUCCGGCUAUUGCACCGGAAUCCGCUUGGUCUGCGUCAUUUGGUUCUCCAAUACGCUUCGUUGCUGAAGCGCUUGGGGGAGAAUCUACUAGAAAGGUUCUGGUUGGGUUGACUCAGGCUCCCACGGCAGCCACCUAUUAUUGGGUUUUCACUACGGAAUGGUUGCUGAAAGGAAAGAGUGGUAACGCAUACGAAAAUUUUGUCCUGCAAACUUAGACGACGGGGCAAAGCCUGAACCCAUGUGGUAGGCACUCCUGAUGCCCUGGAGUGAGACGAAGCCAGUUGCCGGGGCCUGAUAUCAGUCCGGGGGAGUGUCUACGAGCGGCCAGGACGACUCCGUCCGUACCCGCCACUGACGCCACCAGUCGGUAUCUCAGCCCGACCCAAUCCAGACCGCAGCCGUGUUCCUGAAAUAGAACCCGUUGAAACUCCCGGUGAAAAUACUCGUUGCUACUCCGAAGAAUUGCUCAUUAUUGUUGGUAUUCUCUCACCAGGCAAACUGGUGGUGAUCAGGGAGUAAUGCGACAACUGGCCUUGCGGCGGCAGCAACGGCGAUGACGUGUGAGUUGGGGGCAUCCCUUAUCGGAAGAUGGGGGAAGGGGAUCCUCUCCAGCUGUUAUCUCGACGGCGCGGCCUCGGGAAGUGGCCUUAGGCCAUCGCUAGCGGCUGGAGAUGGGUCAGGUGAUCGUCGCAUCCGGAAUGCCCCGCUUUGGCCGGGCACCACUGAAUCGUAUCCAUGACUGCAUGCAUUCCAGUGUCAUAUACCAGCUCAUCGUUUGCAUCAUCACUAUUUACUAUUUACUCACCAGUCAUGUAUCAAUUAUCUCUCUUGAUAACUGUCUCUUGGCUGCGUCAUCUGUCGUGGUUGAAUGUGCGUAUGUGCCAUACAGGCUAUUGCAUUGGGCGGCUGUAAGAAAGUUUCCCUAAAUACGAACUAGUGUUUCUUCUGUUUUGAAGGCAUGAUAACCCAACGAGACUACCACUAUCGCGUCCAACUCUCUGGGUCGUAGGACGGAAUGACCUUCCACUUAUGGUUACGUCGGUUCGGAACUUUCUUCUGCUUGAAGAGGGUGACUCUAGAUAAACAAAGAAAGGUGGUACCAUUCUCAAUUCCCGUUGAGUGAUCCGCUCUCAAUCAACAAGCCUAUCAUAAACUACGGCUGCCGGCAAGGCGCAUGCGGGCAAGCUGCUGUCGGUGUGAUUACCGUCCCCACCCAACAGCUAGGCAUAAUGGGCUUGUUGUGGCCUUAACCCAUACACGUUGUAGACUUAAAGAGUUGACUAACAAGGUCGCCAAGAUGAUACAUAUUUGAGGGCUGUAGCAACAGAGAUCCUGAGUUCAAUACUCAGUUCAACCAGCACGGUGGUGACAUGGAUCAAACAUAUACACAGCAAUUGCACACUAAACUUGGUGCGACAGUGGGACUCUCGCAUCCACACUGAAGUUGAAGAAACAUCACUUCUAUCCAAACUUCACAGAAGAUGUCUGACAGACGUCAAAGCCUUCAAGCACUCAUUCAUGUCAAUGGGGGUGGAUAGAAGAGUACGUAUCCGAAGCAAAAAACCGAACCGUCAUAGGAGACCGGCGCUCUACCAUUGAGCCAAUAGACCAAUGGAAACGAUCUACAUGGGACUCGAACCCACAACCUCCGGUUUUCCAAACUCAUCCAAUGAGCCAACGGACCGAUUUAGCCGGGAGCUUCAAAAUAAUGUCUUAUGGACAGUAGUUUGCCCUUCUCCGAAGAAUGGCAGCUGCCAGCUGAUGAGUGGGUCUUAGCGACAGAUGCCCGGUGCUUUGUUUACAUUUCCGAUGCGGUAUGGGUGAGUAGACUGUGAGAGCAUUCCUCACACUUAAGUUUGCUUACUAUAGAGACAUACAUGCGCGGUGAAUGUAUCCUUUGCAUUACUGUUGCUCAUGUUGCCCAGUGAAAGCGGAC
This is a messenger RNA of Aspergillus welwitschiae, 2089 nucleotides long. RefSeq lists its product as uncharacterized. The transcript has a single exon. Lineage: Eukaryota; Fungi; Ascomycota; Eurotiomycetes; Eurotiales; Aspergillaceae. The coding region runs from base 825 to 1079 and encodes 84 amino acids. The record is from RefSeq and is a predicted model, not a curated record.